AUAGAUAAGGCUCAAGGCUUGGUGAGGUCAGCUGACAGAACAGGCUGUGGAUAUCCAGGAAUUAGAAUAGACUGUGGAUAUCCAGGAAUUGGUUCCGAAGAAUGCCAUUCCAGAGGAUGCUGCUUCAACUCCUCCAUUCCCGGGGACAAAUGGUGCUUCUACCCCAAUGACUACAGUAAGAUUAUUUCCUAUGCUUUAAUUUCCAUUAAUAUAUAA
Staurois parvus is the source of this 216-nucleotide messenger RNA. The record is from the annotation of a GenBank genome assembly. NCBI's taxonomy places the organism in Eukaryota, Metazoa, Chordata, Amphibia, Anura, Ranidae.